AUGUCCGCCCGCGGCGAAUCUCCUUUCAUCCCCUCCAUCAACGUCGAGGACGUCGACGCCGUCGAGGCCAAGAUCGAGGUCGACGUCGAUCUUGACCUUCCGGUCGACCAGCCGGACGUCAAACCCACGGUACCGCAGCUCAGGACCGGCGGAUCCUCCAUGCGAGGUACCGGUCCGGCCACCUACGCCGUGAUCGACUCUGGCGCUUCGUCCGACUCGGGUGACUCCGCUGCUUCGGGCAGCGAAUUUGAGGCGGAGGAUGAGGAGGAUGAGGAUGACACCCGCAGCUUGUCCGAGGCGGUCGAUGUCGAUGACAGCGCCGAUUCGGACUACACCGAGGAGGUCCCUCAGAAGCCCGGCAAGUCGGCUCGGCGACGUCAGCCACGCACUCCUCCUCCCGCCUCAAACGGCUCGGCGUCUCUUCUUACCCCUCCCUCCUCUGGCGACAAGCGAAAGCGCCCCACCCAGACCGCCCGCUCACCCGCUAAGAAGGCCCGGACCGGCCACACCGGGUCCUCCUUCGGUCCGGUCACUCAAGGACCCUUCUCCGCUCACGAGAACGCGGAGAUCCUCAACUACCGCCUGGAGAAUGGGUCAUCAGCCAGCUGGGCACCGUUGGCGAAGAGGCUGAACCGCAAGCCAGUCGUGAGUACCGCUCGCGCCAAACUCCGGGAUCGAGCUGAUCUGCGGGCAGGCGGUGUCGAUGAGAGCGAAGGUCCUCCUCAAGAAGGUACAGGAUCUGGUGUCUAG
Dioszegia hungarica is the source of this 750-nucleotide messenger RNA. RefSeq lists its product as uncharacterized. NCBI's taxonomy places the organism in Eukaryota, Fungi, Basidiomycota, Tremellomycetes, Tremellales, Bulleribasidiaceae. The record is from RefSeq and is a predicted model, not a curated record. The transcript has a single exon. Bases 1 to 750 code for a protein of 249 amino acids.